Molecule: messenger RNA, 1860 nt
Organism: Argentina anserina (silverweed cinquefoil)
Lineage: Eukaryota; Viridiplantae; Streptophyta; Magnoliopsida; Rosales; Rosaceae
Product: heat shock cognate 70 kDa protein 2-like
Exons: 1
Coding region: 1-1860 (619 amino acids)
Cellular component (GO): cytoplasm
Molecular function (GO): ATP-dependent protein folding chaperone; ATP binding
Source: RefSeq, a predicted model, not a curated record
AUGGCUACACAAGACGAGGGUCCAGCGAUCGGUAUUGAUCUUGGAACAACUUACUCAUGUGUUGGAAUUUGGCAGAAUGGUCGCGUUGAGAUUAUAGCAAAUGAACAGGGCAAUAGAACAACACCAUCUUAUGUUUCUUUUACCAACAAUGGGCGUUUAAUUGGCGAUGCUGCUAAGAAUCAAGUUUCUAUGAACCCUAUCAACACUGUGUUUGAUGCAAAGAGGUUGAUUGGUAGAAAAUUCAGCGACGCCUCUGUUAGAAGUGACAUGAAGUUGUGGCCUUUUAAGGUUCGUGGUGUCGGGGACAAACCCAUAAUUGUGGUUAACUACAAUAAUAUGGAGAAGAAAUUUGCUGCUGAGGAGAUAUCUUCCAUGAUUCUUGUUAAAAUGCGUGAAAUAGCAGAAGCCUACAUCGGCUCACCAGUAAAAGAUGUUGUUGUGACUGUGCCGGCAUACUUCAAUGACUUUCAGCGUCAGGCGACAAAAGAUGCCGGUUUGAUUGCGGGUAUGAAUGUCAUACGUAUUAUCAAUGAGCCAACAGCAGCUGCCAUUGCCUAUGGUCUUAACAAAAGAGACACAAUUGUUGGUGGAAAAAAUGUUCUUGUAUUUGAUCUUGGUGGUGGGACUUUUGAUGUUUCUCUUCUUAAGAUUGAAGAAGGAAUUUUUGAGGUGAAAGCUACUGCUGGAGAUACCCAUCUUGGAGGUGAAGAUUUUGACAAUAGAAUGGUGGCCUAUUUCAUACAAGAGUUCAAGAGGAAGCAUGAAAAAGACAUCAGUAACAAUCGAAAAGCAAUAAGAAGGCUGAGAACAUCUUGUGAGAGAGCAAAGAGAACGCUUUCUUCCACCAGCCAAACUAGCAUUGAAAUUGAUUCUUUAUUUGAAGGUAUCGACUUUUACUCUACAUUAACAAGGGCAAAAUUUGAGGAGCUCAACGUGGAUCUCUUCACAAAAUGCAUGGAGCCGUUGGAAAAGUGUUUGAGAGAUGCUAAAAUGGACAAGAGCGAUGUUCAUGAUGUUGUACUCGUAGGUGGAUCAACUAGAAUUCCCAAAAUACAACAACUAUUGCAGGAUUUUUUCAAUGGUAAGGCGCUUUGCAAAGGCAUCAACCCUGAUGAGGCAGUUGCAUAUGGUGCGACUGUGCAAGCUGCAAUCAUGAGUGGUGAAGGUAAAGUUGAGAAGGUUCAGGAUUUACUACUAUUGGAUGUCACUCCACUUUCUCUUGGGAUAAGAAAUUCAAAGGGAGUUAUGGAUGUUUUAAUCCCAAGAAACACUGCCAUCCCCACCAAGAAAGAAAGGAUAUACACAACUGGUUACAGUGGACAGACACUUAUGACAAUUUCUGUGUACGAGGGCGAAAGAUUAACACCGAGAGAGAACACAUUGUUGGGUAGAUUUGAGCUCUCAGGCAUCAGUCCUGCGUUAAUGGGAGUGCCGGAUAUAAGCAUAUGUUUUGAGAUUGAUAACAACGGAAUAUUGGUUGUCUCUGCCGAGGAGAAGCUAACGGGAAACAAGAACAAGCUCAUAAUCUCUAAUAGCUACAAAAGCAGGUUAUCUAAGGAGGAAAUUGAGAGGAUGAUCAAGGAGGCGGAUAAGUGCAAACUAGAAGACGAGGAGUAUAAGAAGAAAAUGGAGGCUAAAAUUGCGUUGGAAAACUACGCAUAUGACAUAAGGCAAAGACUAUAUAGUCACUCAAAUAUCGAUCCAGAAGUGAAGAAGAAUAUUGCAGAUGAGGUUGGGAAAGUUAUUCACUGGAUUGGGAGUGAGAACCAGCUCCAAAGUCAUGAAGAAAUUGAGAAAAAGAUGAAAAAGCUAGAGAAGCUCUGUGAUCCUAUAUAUGGCAAAGAUGUAGCCGGGAGUUGA